CUUAKAAUACGAUUACUCCAUAUAUGUAUACACACAUAUAUAUCUAGUAUGCGAAUGUAUCGGAAAAUUUUAUCACACCUAUAUAUUGACCACAUUAUAUAGUAUAUUCAAAAACAGUAAUAGAAUAUAUAAUUUAUUUAAAAUAUAAAGAACGACAUCUUGAGAAAGWUCAUAUGAAAUAUCAUUUGAAGGGUUGUGUGCUGAGUUAGGGAUCCGCCACGUAAAAAACACCCCCAAUGAAAGGAAGAAAACUGCCUCGGAUGAGAGAUCCUGUCAAGGAAGUGUGAUGGAAAAAAACCCAAUACUAGUUUAUAAUUAUAUUAAAUAUCAAAAAACCUAUAUAAUAAAAAAAAAAUAAAUUCCUAAUUAAAAAUAAGAUAUUAAAAUGCAGAAAUAAAUGUUAGUCAGUCCCGUUUUGUAAAAAGAGAGCAUGCAUUUUGCAUGAAAAAAGAAAUAAUACAUGUUUAUCAGAUAUGUUAAAUAACAAACAUGCUAAUUGUACAAAAAAAUUGAAGCAAAUAAUAAUAACAAAUAUUGGUAAAGACGGUUCUAUAAUAGUUUCUGGAAAACAUAGUAAUUGCAGUUACACAAUAAUAUUAGUAUAUUUGAUCAAUUAUGACGAUAUGAUAAAAGUUUUACAAUCCCAAUCGAACAAUUUUAAAAUAUUUAAAAGAAGGAAAAUGUAAGCAAUUGUUUGUUAUAUUGAAACAACGAAUAUUGCUUUAACUCCAGGUAAAACAGGAAAUAGAAAGAAGUCCUGUUUAGUAGAGAUUUAGUACUUUAUUAUUGAUAACCAUACUAAGUUAUUUUAUAAUAUUACCAAAGAACUUUGAUAAAAUUUCAACACAAACUAAUGACCUUCAAAAUAUAUAUUCGAAGACGGGACGAUUCCAUUCAGUUCGAUAAAUAAGCAAUAAAUAUUUAAUUAUUCUAUUCAAAGAAUGUGUCAAAUAUGUCAUUGAUAUAUCGACAAUUAGGAAGCCAUCAGCUAUCACGCAUUGAACACUUCAGUAUAUACGGAUAUUAAUUAACCCUAGAACACACACCCAGAAAAUACCACGUAAACACACACCCGGGAUACGUUUGUACCCAGGGACCUUAUUUUGCGGGUUUUUUAAUGCUUAUUCAACCGAUUUUUAAGACUUUUUUUUAAAUGUAUAUUUUGAUAAAUAACAAGUAUUUUGUCUUUUGUUUCAUUCGAAUAUUCCUACUGGUUCCAGCGAUAUGGGCAAAUAAAGUCAGGACAUGCAACAGUGGAUUUUUGUUUUUGUUGUUGUCCUGAUAAAUGCAAAGCAAAAUAGUAUAAUUUAUAAUAAUGUUCAUGUAGAGUUACAACGAAUACACAUUUUUUUUAUUUCAUUGAAAUAUUCUACCUGGUUUAAAAGAUAUGUGCAAAAAGGUCGCUCAAGGUAUGGGUAAGUAGGUAGCAAAUACACUGGUAUAACUGGUUUUUGUAUUUUAUAUGUAGCUCCAAGGGUUGUUUUCACACGAGGUGUUGUUAUAAAUGCUGGAUGUUGAUAUUUUCAUUAUUUUUUUGAUGCUCAAAAGUGUAAGAAAUGAAAAUAUAAGUGAAAAUAAAUAUAACUGGAUACGAAAUGACUUCAAGAAGAAACGAAUAUUUAUCAAUUGCAGCAUAUAGAAGGCUAACUGAGGAACAGCGAGAAUCAUAUAUACAAUCUUUAUUUGAAGAAAUUUGUGACAAUGACGCUCCCUAUGACUUUGACUCAGAAGAUGAAGAAGAAAUUCAAAUCAAUGACAUUGAAAUUGCUGAUGCCGAUGCUGAAGUUUCGCAAAGUGCCGCAGAAGUAUUACCUGAUUAUGCGGACUAUGAGGAUGAUCAAGAGGACGAUGCAGAAGAAGAAGUAGAAGAAAAUAAUGAAUUACGUGGUAGUGCCGAAAAAUUUGUUGCACGUGAUGGUACUGAGUGGAUGAAAGCACCAAAUGUAAGUCGUCAGGUACUCAGACAAAAUAUUAUGAGAGAAUGUUCUGGACCAGCUAGAUGCACUGAAAUGUUGUCAAGAGAGCAAACAWUCAAAUGUUUCAUGAACGUUGAAAUGGCUGAUAUAAUUAUGCGCCACACAAAUAAGUUAUCAAAAGAAACUUAUAAUGCUUACAACAAUGCGCAUCCAAACACAGCUCCUAAGUCAUGGGCGCCUGUGKCAAUAACAGAGCUGUAUGCAUUUUUUGGCAUACUUAUUAUGACUGGUGCGAACCAUAGCAAUGGAGAACAUGUUCGAGAUUUAUGGAGCGUCAAAAACUAUCCUUUAUAUCGCGCCACAAUGGGAGUCAACCGUUUCUGUUCGAUAUUGCGGUUCCUAAGAUUUAACGAUAAAAACACUCGUGCAACACGCUUACUAACUGAUAAAGCAGCACUGAUCAGUGAGUUGUGGACGAUGAUGAACAAUAAUAUUGCUGUACAUUACAAGCCCAGCUCAUGCUUGAUGAACAAUUAUUUCCAUACCGUGGACGCACACGGUUUACGCAGUACAUGCCGUCAAAACCUGCUAAGUAUGGUGUCAAGGUUUGGUGGAUUUGCGAUGCCACAAAUGCAUAUCCACUGCAUGGACAAAUAUAUACUGGCCAAGCAGCAACUGGCAGGGAAACAAACCAAGGCGACCGAGUGGUGAAGGAUUUGUCUGCCAAAUACCAAGGGAGUGGCCGAAACAUUACAACGGACAAUUGUUUACGACCUUGGCAGUUGCAGAACUGCUUCUCACCUGGAAACUCGCGAUCGUUAGAACUUUGCGCAAAAACAAAUCAUAUAUUCCUCAAGAAAUGAAGCAGAACAAAAACAGGACAAUUGGUUCAACGACAUUUGGCUUCAAAAAUAAUGUGACAAUGUACUCUUAUGUUCCCAAAAAAAUAAAGCAGUCAUUUUGCGUUCGACCAUGCAUAAUGAUGCUGAAAUAGCUGACAGUGGGAAACCUGAAAUAAUUGAAUGUUAUAGUAGUACCAAAGGUGGUGUUGAUCGAAUGGACCAAAUGUUUGCGGAAUAUCCAACACAAAGACAAACAAAACGAUGGCCACUAGCGAUGUUCUUCAACAUGUUGGACAUUACAGCUCUUGCAGCCUACACUGUCUGUCUACGAUUUGAAUAACCCUAUGUUGCCUUGGAGAACAAACAACAAGCGUAAGCAGAUCCUGCGCAGCUUGGCUGAGGCAUUGUGUAUGCCCAUUAUUGAAGCCAGAGCCAUAAAUCGUCAAGUGACGCGAAAUUUUUCGACUAAAAUUGCUAUUGGAGCAUAUUUCAACCGACCGGUGGAAUCAAUGUUGUCAACAGCAGCAUCAACAUCUGCCGCAGCGCGCAAAACCUGUGUCCGGAUCCUGCUAUUUAUGUUACACACACGAGGAAAAACGCCGUAGAAAAACCAGAAAGCUGUGCGCCAAAUGUAAGAAG
This is a messenger RNA of Bactrocera latifrons, 3397 nucleotides long. RefSeq lists its product as uncharacterized. The transcript is spliced from 2 exons. The coding region runs from base 1596 to 2627 and encodes 343 amino acids. The record is from RefSeq and is a predicted model, not a curated record. Lineage: Eukaryota; Metazoa; Arthropoda; Insecta; Diptera; Tephritidae.